Messenger RNA from Galendromus occidentalis (western predatory mite), 2597 nucleotides. RefSeq names its product phospholipase A2 activator protein (gene Plap). The coding region runs from base 91 to 2427 and encodes 778 amino acids. Gene Ontology annotation, biological process: proteasome-mediated ubiquitin-dependent protein catabolic process; ubiquitin recycling. Gene Ontology annotation, molecular function: ubiquitin binding. Gene Ontology annotation, cellular component: cytoplasm; nucleus. The record is from RefSeq and is a predicted model, not a curated record. The transcript is spliced from 13 exons. NCBI's taxonomy places the organism in Eukaryota, Metazoa, Arthropoda, Arachnida, Mesostigmata, Phytoseiidae.
AUUCCCGUCGUUGUCGCUGUGACUGACGGUGCAGAUUAUAAACGAUAGUUGAAAAUCUGCUCCGAGGGCUGGACUUCUUCGUCAUUCCGAAUGGCGAAUGAGGAGGGCAUAGCCAAUUCUUAUAUGCUGCGGGCAAACCUGUGUGGUCAUGCACGAGACGUGCGUGUCGUCGCUGAGACAUGCUUUCCAGAAGGGGGUAUUGUCACUGGUUCCAGGGAUUUCACCACUCGAAUUUGGACGUACAACGGAGCGCAAGAUGAGAAUCGCGCAUUCGUUGAGUCGCACUGCCUCAAAGGUCCGACCGAUUUUGUGUCGGCUGUAUGUGCUAUGCCGCCAUCGGACCAGUUCCCGCAGGGUCUGAUUCUGGUCGGCUCACACGACUGCAACAUCUACUGCUUCAAUUUGGAAUCAAACUCGCCCUUGUACAAACUUCUGGGACAUUCCGGGGCCGUUUGCUCCUUGGCUGCCGGGCAAUUCGGAACUCUAGUCUCAGGCUCGUGGGAUAAAACGGCACGGGUGUGGUCGGGCCAGAAGUGCACGAUGACUCUCGAAGGACAUCAAGGAGCAGUCUGGGCUGUGUCGCUCAUGCCCCAACAAGGAUUGAUACUGACAGGGUCUGCGGAUAAGGCCAUAAGGCUUUGGCGAGCUGGCAAGUGUGAGAAAACCUUUUUCGGGCACGAGGAUUGCGUCCGCGGGAUCGCUGUUCUGUCAACCAGGGAGUUCCUCUCCUGUUCCAAUGAUGCGACCAUUCGUCAUUGGGAAGUAGCUGGGGAUUGCCUUCAUAUCUAUAGAGGCCACACAAGCUUCGUGUACUCUAUCGCUACCCUCGAAGACAGCGACUUCUUCGUCACUUGCGGAGAGGAUCGCACGGUCCGAGUUUGGACCGCCCGCGGCUCGUGUCAACAGACGAUUCGAAUGCCAUGCCCCACUGUUUGGAGCGUCGCAUUGCUCGCGAACGGCGACAUCGUGGCUGGCUGCAGCGAUGCCAUAAGCAGGGUCUUCACACGAUACGAAGCUUUGAAAGCAUCGCCCGACGCUAUGAAAUCUUUCCAAGAGCAAGUAGCGAGCAGCUCGCUACCGGCACAGGAACUCGGUGAUCUCAAAACGGAGAAUCUCCCAGGAGAAGAGGUUCUCAACGAGCCGGGUAAACGGGAGGGCCACACUAUUCUGGUGAAAGAAGGACAAAAUGUGUGCGCCUACAUGUGGUCCAUGCAGCAACAGACCUGGCAAAAAAUCGGCGAUGUCGUUGGAAGUCCGGACGGAUCAUCGGCAGGCGGUAAAAUAAUGUUCGAGGGAAAAGAAUACGACCAUGUUUUUAACGUCGAUAUCGACGACAACGCGAAGCCGCUGAAACUACCGUACAACCUUACGGACGACCCAUGGAUCACGGCGCAAGCUUUCAUUCAUAAACAUGGCUUGCCUCAAGAUUACCUCGACAACGUCGCGAAGUUCAUAAUCAACAACACUUCUCAAGGCGUAACAACGAAAUCAAUCGACCCCGCGCAGUCAUCGACCGAAUAUUGCGACCCUUUCACCGGGAAUAGCCGGUACGUUCCCGGAACCAGCAGAGCUGCUUCUAUAGACGCCUCAGCUCCGAAUGGAAGCUCGAACGACGUGAGACACAUACCGUACACGGGAAAAUGGAUUGCUUUCGAUAUAGCGAACACCUCCGGCAUGCUGAACAAGCUGAGGGAGUUCAAUGGUCAAGUUCCGCCAGAAAAUAUCGUGAAGGACGAGCAACACCUGGAUGAGCUCAAAGAUCUCAUCGAAUGCAAGAUAGACAAGCUGGAGGAAAUCCACGUUCGCACGUUGGAGGCGAUCAUUGAUUGGCCUAACGAAUUCAUCUUCCCGGCCCUCGAUGUGCUACGAUGUGCAAUCCGGAGCGAUGCAGUCAAUUCCUUCCUCUGUACGGGGCCCGGUGGCUCAAAACUUGUUGCGAAAAUUGUCUCGCUCAUCACGUCUCCCGCACCGGCGAAUCGUAUGCUAGCUUUACGAUUUUUCGUGAAUAUGUUCCUGAGAGAGGCCGGUCAGCAAUUGGCUCAUCUUGAAUGGGAGCGAAUCCUGAAGAUCUCUUCCGAGCACGGUUUCAAUGGCAAUAAGAACACCCAGAUUGCUCUGGGUUCUUUGUAUCUGAAUUAUGUGAUUUUGAGCAACUGCAAAUCCGAUGAGACGAAUGCUUCUCGGAAGCGCUGGCUGGUUCAGAGUAUGUGUGAAGUCAUUCCGAAACUCUCCGACUGCGAAGCGCAAUUCAGGUCUCUCCUCGCUCUCGGUACUCUCAUAUUCAACGACAAAGAGCUCUGUCAGCUGGCCAAUGGCUUCAAACUCACGGAAACCUUGACGAACAUUUGCACCCACGGGGGCGAGUCUCUCAAGCUCAAACAGUGUGCUCAUCAAUGUAUAAAUCAUAUCCUCGAUUUUUGUGUCUGAACGAGGAUGUAUGAGAAUUACUUCCGUCUGCAAGCUUCCGGGGAAACUCCAUCUUCAUAGCAGUGCCGAAUGCGAAUAAAUGAGGAUAUAUAUUAUCAUACUCUAGGAGACCUCCCCUUCCCCCGUUUCGAUAUCGUGCGUGUGAUAUUUGAAUUAUACCCACCUCUCCC